This is a messenger RNA of Lineus longissimus, 8928 nucleotides long. RefSeq lists its product as uncharacterized. NCBI's taxonomy places the organism in Eukaryota, Metazoa, Nemertea, Pilidiophora, Heteronemertea, Lineidae. The record is from RefSeq and is a predicted model, not a curated record. The coding region runs from base 278 to 5818 and encodes 1846 amino acids. The transcript is spliced from 7 exons.
UAUAGUCUACACAAAAUUGACCUAGGCCUACGACGAAAUUGACCUAAUAUAUUCGAAGGCGGGAUAUUGGACUUCUUUUGGAAGUGGUGAAGGAAUUACAUGUUCUAUAGGCAUUAAUUGGAUAGGGUAACCGGCUCUAGCUGUGAAUUAUAGAAUGAUAGUUAUUUGACCGGCAUUACCACGUUGAGCAUGUUGCCUGACAAGAAAAGAGGUGAGAGUGGGGAGAGGAGGACGCAGCAGGUGUCCCAGCACUCCAGGUUUGGUAGUGUAGUACAAGAUGUCCUCAUGCGAUGAGUUCACCCAGAACGCCUGGAGAAAAGACCUCUGUCGUAACUGCUUGCGUCCGAAAUCCGAACACAACCUUGCCAAUAAUGAAAAGAAACAGCCAAAUAAGACAGUAGUGGGGACUAAGAGUAGCGGAAAGGAGAACUGUGAUAAAAGUGACACUAAAAGUAGUCUGAAGCACAAUGGUGUUGCGGAGGAUGGGAAAAAGACUAGUGAUACGAGCUCUAAGAAAGGAGGACAUAAUGUAAAGGGCCGGGGAGUCGCUGAUAUCAAAACCAAAGAGAACAAACCUUUGAAGAACUCUCCGAAAUCGGAUCGUGGUGUAAAACCUUCGUCUAAAUCAAAUAACGGAGUUGAAAAUUCUCAGAAAACAGGCCCGGGGAAUUCAGAACCAAAAGAAACUGUUAAGAAAUCGGCAUUAAAGAAAGAAAAUUAUCAAAAGCGUCGAACUUCUGGUGUGACGUUUUAUGUUGGGCUCGCUUAUGUUAUUGGGGAAGAUGGCGGUUUGAACGGGUCUGAUAGUGAGGCUGAACCGGAUUCUGGCACGUGCAGCGACGAUGAGGAUGGCAAAGUGCCGUUGUCAAAGGAGGAGAAGCAACUCGCCAAACUAACUUACGACAAUACAGAUUUUAAUUCGGAUCCCGUAAAUCUGAAAGAGACAGCGCCGCCUCUUGAGGAUAGUGUGAAGUCUCUCGUACGGAGUAAAUCAGUUGGGAGUCAGGAGGUCUUGGAGAUAGAGGAUGCUCUCCUGUGGAACCCGAAGACAUUCUCGGGAUAUGUGCAUCAGACUUGGAGCGCUGGUGAUGAUCUGUCCCGAAAGUCUCCCCCUCCUCCACCGAGCUCAGCUACCAGGGUUUUAGUGCCUGAAAUCGACAUUGGGGAGAAAGACACUGGUGAUUUGUUGGGUGUAGUUCCUACGCGGCAGAAUGAAAGCGUGUUCAAACUUAGUUCCAUGCAGCCGCGCAUGAACCUAUCUAAGCCAUAUUUAGCUAAAGGUAUAUCACCCUCUACCAUUGUUCUUCCAUAUCCAGUUGAUGAGGAUGUCAAUAAAGAUGGCGCUAGUUCUGCUGUGAACGGCGUGGGUCAGACUAAUCAUUCUGAAAUUACUGCCAAAAAUUCUGGUGCUAAGACUGUACGGUCAGUGAAGGAUAAUGUUGUGAAUUCAAACACAAGCUCUGAUAACUCUAGUAUUGAUACCACUGCCAAAGUGUCGACCAAUCAGAACGUUACAAAACCUAAAGGAGGCUCGGUAAAGGAAAAUUGGUUCAAUUCGUCUAAUCAAGCUACAAAAGCAAAAAGUGUCGCAACCAAAACUGCACCGAAAAUUAAGACAAAUCCUACCCCAGUGAGAAAUACUGCCAAGGAUGUGAAGAAUGCAAAAUCAGAUUCUACCAAAGAUAGUCCAAAGUCAAGCAAGGAUACACGCAAAGGGGUGGGCCUUUCGAAAAAUUCUGUUGAAGGUAAAGUUUCAGUUGUUCGAAAGUCUUCUUUGAGUGGUUCCUCUACGAGUUCUAACAGUCCGCGCGGGAGCCCUGCUGGAGCUCGCAAACCAGUCAAUAAAGGUGCUAUUAAGACUAGUGCACCUUCUAUUGGUGCUAAAUCAACUACAACGCCUGGACGGAUUAAUCGUUCUGUGUCUUUACCUGUUGGUAGUGACAAGGAAAAACCGAAACUAUCUACACCGGAUGUGAAUAAGGACUGUGCAAUUCCUGUACAAAUUGAUAGCAAGGAAAGUGGGGCCAUUUCUGAAAAUUUGACGACAAAUUCUGGAUUAAAAAGUGAAACUGAUGGUAAUAUUGGCCAAAUUUCUGAGGUGAAACGGCGUCAGUCUGAGCCAGUUGUCAGCAUAACUUAUCAGGAACAGGUUUUAGAAAACACUGCAAGUUUAAAUUCGGACGCACCUAGUGUUAAAUCACCGACCAGUACACUCAAACGAAAGCCAAUCAAACGACCAGCUCCCCCACCACCCCCACCUCCUUCCGUGGGGUUGCCCCAAGUUGUCGGAGCUACACUGCCUUUGACGUCGCCAAAACAAGCAACUGGUGCAUCGUCAAAUUCAACGACAGUAGCUGAGACAGCAUCAACAGCCCAUCCUGUGAUAACGAGAUCAGCCAGCGUCCCUACGCCCCCCAGCGACCAAGACCAACACCUACUACGAACAAUGGCCACAAGGACAAUCAGUGUCGAUUGCGCUGACAUCGCGCCGCGCUCCGCAAACUCUAGCGAUACGAGUUCACAGAGGUCGAACCAGGAUGUCGCCACCCCGAAGAAAAAUAAACUCAGUAGCGGGUCAUUCUUGAAGAAGUUUCUUCGAAAGGCUCCGAAGGAAAAGCCAAAGCCAAUCGAUGGAAUGCCCGAUGAUCGAAGUUUCUCGCCAACAUGGGUCGACUCACAGGAGAUUGAAUUCAUGGACGACUCAUUCUCCGACGGAAGCUUUGACGACGAAUUAGUCGAAAGCGUCGAGUUAAAAAGUGCCAAUUCAACCAAUACGGAAUCAUCUGCGGAUUGGAAUCAUAUUUUCAAAAAUUUUGGUAAGAGUGAUUUGGAGAUAGCAAAGGAUAAUACGGAUAAUGCUUCGACGGAAUCUCCUAGUGUGCGCUUCGCCAAUGAAACAUUUUCUGCGCAGGAAAAGCCAAAGUUGCAGCUGAAUCGUCAUUCUGAUGGUUCUCUGGAACAGUCGCCCGACCUGAAUUCUGGCGGUAAGUUCAAUUCGAAACGGAAGUCGUCUGCUGAGGUGGCUAAACUGAACGAAUCGCCUCAGAAGAAAUGGGAUCAGGAUAAAAUUGAGACGUUGCGUAAAUCGCGUGAUAUAAGUGGCCCGAUAGGGCUGGAUGGCAAAAUGCGGACUCUACCACAGCGGCCUGUCUCGGUGGCCGUCAAACCUGCUGUGGAGACUCUCAGUGAGCGCGCGACAGAGAGAACGCCCAGACCACGAAGUUUAGAGAAGUCACCAAUGCACGAGGGAAGGGGCACAAUUCGGCGUGAUCAGAAACCGAUUAAGAAACCCCCUGCGCCGCCUCCUCCUAUCCCAGUGGCAGCCCUGCAGAAACGAGCUGAGGAGGAGAAAAGUGCAGAGGGUGGUAAGAGGCUUCCUCUAGAAACCAUGACAUUAGACCGUAAGUCACGGGGUAGUCCGCGACCGACCAGCACAGGGGAUCAGAUCACCCGGCCUAAACCACCCCCUCCCCCACCACCCACUACGCUUCCAAGGUCAAGAUCAUCACCAGAUAAAAACCCAUUACCCAGGAGGCCUCCUCCACCCAGGUUCAAGCCGCAGAUCCGAGAUCAAUCACCAUCCCAAUCUCAUGUUUAUGAAGAAUAUGGCACGAGGAGUGUGAGAGGGUCUAAGGCUCCACCACCGGCUGCACGACACCAGUAUGAAUACGUCUUUGACAGACCUGGAAAUGCCCACCCACGGGACAAUUCGCCUGCGACGCAAGAGGUCAAACCGCACGAGUAUGGUAUGGCAUACGAACCGGUAUCCGUCUCUCCAACACAUUCACAUCCAAAACCAAUCACAGAGAAACCGAAACCAGUGGCCAAGACGCGCCCGGCGGUCAAUGUUGUUGCCAAACCAAAACGCUCGCAUCUAUACGAGAUCAUUCAUCCCGAGGAUCGGGAUUCUGGUCGUGCACAACAGGUGUCGCCACCUUUGAAUGGCCGUUAUGAAUCUGUUGACGAGUCGCCCCGGCAUGCGAGGCGCAAGCACGACCACGGCAGGGGAGAGGAGAAUAUCUACGAUGUGGUCGAAGUGCCUCCCAUCCCUGUCAGUCCACCGGAUUCGCCGACGUCGCUCUCGAGAUUUUCACGCUCGUUUGAGGAUUAUCUGGUGCCGAUUCGUCGAGGCUCAGUCGACGCUGCGGAGGCGUCUGGGACUGAUGACGAGAUUCUGGACGAGGAUACACUCGGGAGUCUGCCCGAUUUACCAACCUGUUCCGAUGCUUCUCAUGAUGUGGACGAAAAGAAAAAGGAUGAAGGACAUUCGGUAGGACUUUUGGAGAGUGUCCUUCAGAAACUGAAAGAACCGAAAAAGCUGGGUCGGAAAUCUUCUGCGCCGGAUAUGUCGAAGUCAAAGAAAAUGUUCAGUACGCGUUCGCUGACGCGUCGGCCACGGUCUUCACGUCAUAACUCCUUACCAGCUGGUGUCGAUAUUGUCAUGAUUAAAUCACAGGAGUGUGAGAGUUUGAAGUCCGGUACAGGGAGUAUCGGUACGUGCGGAACUGGGAGUAGCAAAUCGGGCAGUACUGGGACGGGGAGUAUUCGUUCUUCUGGAAGUAUGGAGGAGUACGUUGACAUGUCUGGCGCAUCGGGGAAGGAAGAUGACCCGUCACCGUCAUCGACUGGAAGCAUUGGCGAUCCCGGUAGCUCGCCCAUGUUGCCCCGAUCACGGCCGCCACAGCCACAGACUCCAUCAGUGCGUGGCCGCACGUGUCUCCCAGCGCCACCGACACUGAUGCGGGGCCAAGUGGAUGUUGGGGAGGCCAAUGUGCAAGAGAUGUUCAGUAACAUUGCCAACAUGAAUUUACAGACUCUCAAUCAGGUAUUACGGGACAUGGAGGUACCAAAGAGGUCGAUAACGACCUCCACUGAAUUGAAAUGGGAGAGUUUCAGCCUCGACUCGGACGUUCCCCUGAUGAGGUCAGCUGCCUUGGCAUUCUAUAAAGCGACGCUCAAGGCAACUAUGGAACCACUUGUACUUAUGGUAUCAUUUGAUAGAGUCCCCGAGGAACUCUGUUCCAAGUUCCACUGCAACGGUCUGAAACAGCGUUGCAACUUCGAGGACGACAUAGCUUGUCAAUUUCACCCCGAUUCUAUCUUACAGCAGAUUGUUGGAGCAAACAUGGGCACGGCCCUGACCUCGCACUGCCGAGUCACGGUCCUCGAGUACACAAACAUUUCAACGCUUGAUAAAUAUCUGGAUACCUUUUCCGAGGACACGGACGAGUACUUCCACGAAGUGUGUUUCAUUCUCGUGCAGCUCUUACAAUACACUAUCUAUCUUCUGGACCGUGGCUACGAGUUUUCCGACCUUACCGCCGAGAGUCUCCUCAUUACUCAAAGCGGCCAAUCAAAGAAUCAUGUCUUACUCAACCCGGGACAGGUGCAUUCCGGUAACGGCGACAAGUUGAAAUUGAUGUGUCAAGAAAUUGUGACGCUGAUUUUCAAACUGCAUGAAAUCGAUUCGUUUGAGAUUUACGACAAGAUGUCUCACUUGCCUUAUAAGAAAACCGUGAUGAAGAUCACUCAACUUUUAAGUGCCGGUCAGUUCUCCAAUAUGGUGCAAGGCCUCGAUAUGUUAGGCUUUGUCCUGUGGGGGCCUACCAAGGAACUCCGCCAGCUCCAACGCAGCAACAACAUCGCCCUGGAGUGUCAGUGCUGGCUGGACGUAGCGUGUGCCAAGAAGGUGAACAGUCUUGCACGAGGCGAGGAUCGCGACUCGAUCUGGACGUAUUACCAGGUGAAGUACUUGUGCGAGAUGGACGGCAGGAAGCUGGCCGCGAUAUGCGAUACAUACAAUCUCGGUGCCAGAUGAGUUGACGUAGAAUCAAUGAUGUAUUGCACCUGUUUUCUCUUUUGCAAAGUAUGAUGUACAGUGAUGACGAAAGUGUUUUUUCCAGUAGAUCUUGCCAAACGUAUUUGGCUGACCACUUGUCACUAAACUGUAAUAGUGUAAUCGCAAGUGAAUUUACUUGUUCACCCUUGACGCCUUGAUAGUUUUCAUGACUCCGGAAUCAAACUUAUUCAAUUAGUUUUGCUUCCGAUGUAAGCUUAGAGCUUUAUUCAGUGUGAUAGUGUUUUUCAGAAAGAUCUGUCCAAAGGUACUUGGCUGACCUCUAGUCACUAAACUGUAAUAGUGUGAUCACUAAUAGUAAUGUAACACAGCCCUGGGCAGCCCAUGUCAUAGUUGACUGGCUGUAUUGACACUGUGAAAGAGCAUUGGGAUAAUCUAGUGUUGCACAACACCACUAUCUUUUGGUAAAUGUGAUCUGGUCACAUUCCUUAGUUCAAUCUAGUGUUGCCCACCUUUUGGUAAAUGUGAUCUGGUCACAUUCCUGAGUUCAAUCUAGUGUUGCGCAACACCACUAUCUUUUGGUAAAUGUGAUCUGGUCACAUUCCUUAGUUCAAUCUAGUGUUGCCCAACACCACUAUCUUUUGGUAAAUGUGAUCUGGUCACAUUCCUGAGUUCAAUCUAGUGUUGCGCAACACCACUAUCUUUUGGUAAAUGUGAUCUGGUCACAUUCCUGAGUUCAACUAUUAAGUACCUUUGGCCAGAACGAUAUGCAAAACACUAGAGGCUAUAGAUAAUGUACACUUCCUUGUAGUUAAUGUAGAUUUCGUAGAGUUAAUUAAGCAUGUACAUUCAAAUGAUCACACCAGUCAAGAAGGCUUGAUCUCACGAGUCAAGAAGGCUUGAUCCAGUAGAGGGAAACCAGUGUGGGGAUUCGGACAGUCGAGUGCCACAGAACAGGAAAUAUUUGCAUUUGAAUCUGCCUGUGCUUUCAAUUUAUUUGGUGUCGUCUGUUUACCGCUUCGGUAACCAUAGCAGACGGUGAUUUGCUGACACUGUCCGAAUCCCCUCACUGGAAACUGUAAUGAUUUUAGUGUUUGGUUUGACGAAAUAUUUGCUUGUCGUCACAUCAACGAAAUGAUGAGAAACUGGUUUGCGAUUGAGCAGUGAAAUCUAAUGGAUGUCCUGACCUCAUCUCCUGCAACAAAGAUACUGUAAACAUACGUUUUACACUUGUAACUGCAUUGGUGUUUUCAAAGUCCUUUCAAAACCCUGUUCUUAUGUUUGGACAUUGUUUCACCACUUGCACAGUGACUGAGGUUUGCCAUUCUCGGUGAAUCGGUGUUCGGAACAGGAUGGAGCAAAACCUCAUAAAUCAGAGAGAACUUUUUUCCAUGAAGGGUGUAGUCUUCCUGUUCUUACUCUUAGUGUAAGUAACUGAUACUAGGACAUGUGAUUGUACAAAGUAAUGUAUUUCACUUGUAGAUAAUUGUAGUAUAGUUGGCUAAGUAAUGUUUAAAUACACUUGUUAUGUACAUGUACUCAAUCGACCAGAUUGCAUUUCUUUUUAUCCACAAAUAGAUUGGCUUGUAUUCGGACAAUUGGAGAAGCUGUUGCCUGGGGAGCUGCUUUUAUUGUGUUAAGGGCUUCGAGAUCCAUGUUGUCUUAAAUUAUGGCUUUACCUACUGUAGAAGACUUUUGUAUAUAGGGCCUAUAGGAUAUUUUUGUGAGGAGAUCAUGCUCCCAAAAAUAUUCUGCAGUAAAAUCUCUUGCUUUUCAGCUAGAAUUCCAUGUCGUAAUGCCAUGUUUCCACAGUGGCAUUGCAUCCAGCUAGGGCUUUUGUCCAACUCGGCUUAAAACCCAUACAAAGAGGUGAUUGAAGAGACCACGUAUAUAGGCCUACCCUGUGGAAUAAGCACGUAUCAGAAUUACACCUCACAAACACAAAUUCCGCACCUCUGGAAUGGCUUUUGCCUAUUGUGUGCUUUUUUAGGCUUGAUUACUCCAGUCAUUGAGAUCUGUUGACUGUGGAUUUGAGUAUACUAUAUAGACUUUCAUACCAUAGGUAAGAUAAUGAUCGUAAAGACAACAGCAUAUAUACAUGCUUCUCGAAAUUGGUGGCUUGCAUUGGAACUAACUUUUCCCCCUUGUCCGUCAUUAAAGGCAUUCAAGUGUGUUGGUCAACCAUGACUAUCUCCAUUGUCCCUCCACCAUAAGGCCUAGUUUCCUCUUAUGACAUCACUAUUUCGGACACUCAGCGCCCCAUUUCUGGAAAGGUGUAUAAUGACCCUGUGCAAAUGGCACUGAAACGAUUGAAUAGUUUAAGAGAUAUCAUAAGCUGUAGGUGUUCACAUUGAUAAGAGCUUGACUGUACAUUACAAAAUCGCUGAGUAGUGUUGCUUAUAAAAUGAGUCCAGUCACAGCAAAACCAGGUGCAUGUCGCUCAGAGUGUGGCAGGUUGAGACGGACUGGUUGUUCAUUUCACUACUGUCUGCCUUGUGAAAUCUACUUGAUCAAUUUUGUUCCAUUUAAUACACCUGGUGUCAUUUCGGCUCAUCUUCUGUGCAACAUGCACCUCAUUUUGCUGUGAUGGGUCUCAAAGGCCCAUGAAAAUUGUGCACCUUAUAAAAGGCCUACACCAUUUGUUUGAAUUUUGAAUUUAAAAAUGUCCACUUGCGGAAAUACGUACAAAAUAUAAAUGUCAGCAUUGCCAUGGUGGAGACUGAUAUGCAAAUACUAUGAAUACCAAGUUUAAACAAAUUUGUACUCAUAACAACUGCACUACAGCAUUGUGUAUUAGUGCAUUUCUAUUUAACUGGACCACAAGUAAUUACAAACGGUGAACCCCUUUAAAGUACCUAGCAUUUUAUUCUCCUGACCCUGUCCUAUAAAAAAUUAAUCAAUGGGGUGGGUUGUUUCAGUAAGUUGGUGGUUCUAGUUUCUUGCUUCGAGAACAUGAAAUUGACAACCUCUACUAUGAACUAGAUGUGAACUUUCAUUGUUGUUUUGCAUUUAAUGUUAAACUGACAUCAUGAGGCCAAGGUAAUAUUCUCCAGGGAAUCUUGUCCGAGUUGACUAAAACAAUGUGCUGGAGGUCUAAGUGCAAUAUUAAUAAAUGUUAACAUUUUACUGAA